This is a messenger RNA of Helianthus annuus (common sunflower), 822 nucleotides long. Its product is annotated as acidic repeat-containing protein-like. The coding region runs from base 1 to 822 and encodes 273 amino acids. NCBI's taxonomy places the organism in Eukaryota, Viridiplantae, Streptophyta, Magnoliopsida, Asterales, Asteraceae. The record is from RefSeq and is a predicted model, not a curated record. The transcript is spliced from 4 exons.
AUGGAUCCUAUGCCGAUUCAAGCACGUGGUGCUGAUGAUGAUCUUGCACUAGACCUGAUAUAUGGCGAUUAUCCAACAUUGUUUACCAUACACAUGAAUCAUGGAGGAUAUUUCACAAAUUCGCCUGGCCGAAUGUAUGUAAACGAAGACAUAGACUUCUUUGAUUUGCUUGACAGCGAUAAGUUUGGUUAUGCACAAUUAGAGACGAUUAGGAAUAAACUGGAUGUUGAGAAAUUGCUUGCAUUUGUAAGGGAUGGUCACCGGUAUCUUAAUGUGUAUUUGGAAAAUGGGGCUUCAAAUGUUCAAAGAUUCAGUCAAUCACAAAGCAGUACUGUUCUAUCAAUAUGUUGGCAUGAAAACGACAAUGAGGCAAAGGAAGUUGGAGAAUCAAGUGGCACAAAGGCGUUUGAUGAAGCAAAGGAUGCUGAUUUAGAGUAUCAUGUUACUGAUGCAGAGGUAGUUAGUGACAACGAUUCUAAGGUAGUUAGUGACAAUGAUGCUAAGGAACUUAGUGACAAGGACAUGAGUGAAAAGGAAGAUAAGGACUAUGAGGAAGAAACUAGUGAUGAGAAUACAGAGGAUGAGGACAAUAGUGAUGAUGACAGUGACUUUUUAAUAGAUGAAGCUAGUGAUGAGAAUACAGAGGAUGAGGACAAUAGUGAUGAUGACAGUGACUUUUUAAUAGAUGAAAAGAAUGUUAUGGAUGAUGAUGAGGUGGAUAUGAAAGACUUUAAGUUCAUGGUUGAUGAAGAAGUAGAUGACAAAAAAGUUGAAUUUGAUACUGUGGUGGAUGUUCUAGACAAUGACAACGUUGAUAGUUGA